This is a messenger RNA of Meloidogyne enterolobii, 393 nucleotides long. Lineage: Eukaryota; Metazoa; Nematoda; Chromadorea; Rhabditida; Meloidogynidae. The record is from the annotation of a GenBank genome assembly.
UUUUGUGUUGGUGAACGAGAAUGCCAAAUUGUAUGUCUCGAUAGAACUGAUUUGAAAUUUCUUGUCAAAAACCACCAAAAUUUAUAUUUUGAUGAUUGGAUAAUUGGCGCAAAAUGUGUUGAUAGAACUGGGAUUGUCCUUCAUUUUGCAACUAAUUCAAUUAAAUUACUCGAUUUAUCCAACUUUUCAAAUAUUCAAACAAAAUGUCAGCUUUAUUUAAAAGGACGAUCAGUUAUGUUGGUUUUAACUUGUUCUUUAUUGGACGGUAACAGCUGGGAAUCAUUACAAAUAUUUGCUGGUACUUCUCUUGGCCAUAUAAAUCAAUUUUGGCCGUCUAAAAACGGAGUGGAAAUUUUGCGGACAUUUGAAGGAAAUAAUGUAUAUUUUAAUUAA